UAUUUAGACAACGUUCGAAUAUUUUCAUGAUUAGAUAUAUAUAACAUCGUUUAGAAACCGUUCGUAUCACAGGUACUAGUUUUCGACGGACUAAGAUCGUACUGGUUUCACGAUACUCAUACAAACGAUGAGCUAUGAAAAAUUGAUUAGUUUAACAACCGACUCACGUACUGCAUCCAUUUCCUUUUCCUUUCGUUAUAGGUCUUUAAAAAGAAUGAAAGGCUUCGAAAGUGAAGAAAUAUAUAUUUUCUGCUUGUCAAUUGUGACAAAAGUAAAGACCCGAGUGAAACAUGAUGAUACAGUUAUAGUAUGCUCUUUAAAGGUGUGUCAUUUGGCUUAAUACGUACACGUACGUAUACGUACACCUUCGAAAAGGAAAGAAAAGAAAAUCUUACCUGAAUAAAUGAUCAAAGCAGGUAGAACAUAAAACUCGUCCUUUACGUUUCUAUUUUCCGAUAUAUCGAAUACUCGAGUUAAAGAGAGAAGAAAGAAAACGGAGUUUCUUUAUGCGAAUCGAUGUCUAAGAUGAAGAGGAAGCUAAGUUGGAAUGAAGAAACGAUAUAUGCUUUGAACUUGUACAAGACGUUUCUUGGAUUGAUCGGAGUUUGGCCUUUUGGCGUGGAAAAUUUGUCGUCUAAGAUACGCUGGUCCCUGGCUAUGUUGAUACAAAUGAGUACGAUAGGCAGUCAAUCGUUAGAGGUUUAUCGACAUUGCGUAGAUCUCGAUGACACCAUGGACGCAUUUUUAAUGGAUCUAUCGUCACUCGUCAGUAUCUCAAAGUUGUUGCUGACGAGACUGAAUUAUCGACAUACUCGAUCCUUGCUAUCUUCUAUCGUCGAAGAUCUCUCAAUUUUGGAAGAUUCGAAUCAAAGGGAAAUCGUGAUGAGAUAUACCACCAGAGGAAGAAUCGUUUCAGCUGCUAUACUUUAUUUGGGUUACGCAUCUGGCAUGAGCUUUGUUUUCAGAACUCUACCGCUUCAUUACGUUCUGCCGGAAAAUAUCGAUCGAAAUGAGACGUACGAUGUAAAAGUAACCAGUUAUUUCUUGUCAACUUAUUGCGUUUUCGACGAUCAAUCAGGAUUUUGGCGUGCUGCGAUCCUUCUUCUUCAAACUAUACAGAUUUUUGUUAAUGCUACCUCUCACUGUGGAAACGACGGCUUCUUUUUCGGUAUUGCGAUGUAUCUCUGCGGUCAGUUCGAAGUACUCAGGAUGAAUUUUGCCAAUUUGGGGAGCGAGGAAAAUCUUUCUUGUAAAAAGAUAGGCGCACUUGUACGUAGACACUGUCAUUUGAUUCGUCUUGCUGAUAACCUGGAAGAGGCAUUUAACAUGAUAAUACUGAUACAAUUGUUGAUGAGCGCUUUACUUCUCUGCAUCGAGGGCUUUCAAAUGUUGGUCUCGCUCGAUGCAAACGACAUCAUUGCAACUACCAAACACGCUGUCCUAAUCGUCACACUACUUGUCCAAAUAUUUAUCUAUUCUUACGCAGGUGAUAUGCUCGAAUCGAAAUCCGCCGAUUUAAUUCUCGGUGUUUACGAUUCUCCGUGGUACAUGUUCGACACGAGUGUCGUGAAAAAUCUAGCCUUUGUCAUUUUCUAUGGUAAAAUACCGCGUCAAGUGACAGCUGGCAAAUUCGUUUCUAUGAAUUUUUUCACUUUCAAAGAAAUUAUCAAAGCUUCGGCUUCUUAUAUUUCCGUAUUGAGAGUAGCGCUAUUCGGUAUACUCGUUUCUAUUCUGAUGGAAAUUCGACUGAAUUGUGGCACCGUCGACGAGACUCUGGAUUUUUUUGGUUUGUCCGCGUCAUCGGUGAUCAGUCUAACCAAACUAAUAUUGAUGAAGUUACAUCAGAAGGAUUUACGGAGGAUCGUCCUGUCGGCAUUGAAGGAUUGGUCCACGUUCGUCGAAGGAUCUUCGACAAAGGAUAUAAUGUUGAAAUAUACAAAUCGCGGCAAACUGGUAUGCCGUAUUCAGAUGGGUCUCGGUCUGGUUAUUAUUACAACGAUGAUACUGGAUGCUCUGCCAGCUUCGGAAUCAUCCCUUUCGGACAAUAGCACGUCUAAGGAAGAGAUCGUUAAACGAACGCCUCUUAAAAUGAUGUGCUUCUUCGGUAAUAUGUCAACGUCUACUUAUUGGACAGUUUUCGUUCUACAGGGAGUUCAACUGUUGGAUGCUGUAUUCGUCGACUGUGGGCACGACGUUUUCUUCUUCGGGAUUGCCAUGCAUAUUUGCAGUCAGUUCGAUGCACUCAAGAUAUUUUGCGACGAAUUAAACGUGGAAGACGAAGAGAAUCGUAUAGAGAAAAUCAAAGAAUUUAUCGAGAGACAUUCGCAUGUUUUGGAUCUUGCUCAUCGACUCGGGAAUACCUUCAAUUAUAUUCUUUUGGUAAUUUUAAUGGGCAAUGGGAUACAUAUAUGUUCAGCAGGGAUACAAAUGGUUGUGUUAUCGAAACAAAACGACAUAGUUUCUCUCCUUAAAGCAAUUCUUUUGUUCAACGUUCUUUUGGGACAACUUUUCCUUUACAGCUACGCUGGGGAUUAUCUGUCAUCGUUGUCCAAUAACGUCUGCCAUUUAAUUUACAAUUGCCCCUGGUACGAAUUCUCACCGAGUACUAUGCGGAAUUUAAAGUUCAUCAUUAUGAGAACGCAAAUACCAUUUCGUCUUAAAGCAGGAAGUCUAUCAGCAAAAAUGGAUAUGGAAGACGUUGUCUGGAAUACUGACGCCACGUAUGCUCUAGGAACGUAUAAAUUUAUAACUUGGACUACUGGCACAUGGCCUCUACAGGAUGAAGGGAUAUUCGCGAUGAUUCGCUUCACUAUUGCCUUCAUCUUGGAGGUAGUACAGUAUCUUUGCUUCAAAAAAAAUAACAAAGAUCGUUGCAAACAAGACGUACCAAUUGUUAUAGGUCGUAAAGGAAAUUACAAAUGUUUCAAGUGUAUUAAAAAUUUAGUGUCGUCUUGUCGUCUGUUUUUAAUUCGUACGCUUUUACCACAGUUUAGCUUACUCGCUUCCGUUCUGUUGGAACUCCGGCUGAACUGCGGCAACACGGACAAGACGUUGGAGUUCUUUGGAUUGACAGCAGGAAUGACAACGGGCCUAACAAAAUUAAUUUUCGUCAAGUUACACCAACAAGAUUUACGGAAGAUCCUUUUAUCGGCAAUUAAGGACUGGUCCUCGAUCGCAAAAGAUUCUUCGGCAAAGGAGAUAAUAUGGAAAUAUACCCAUCGGGGUAAGAUGGUAUGCCGCGUUCAAAUGAGCUUGGGUCUGUUAAUCAUUGCAUCAAUGAUAAUGGAUGCUGUGCCAACAUCAGACUUCUCUCAGCAGGACAAUAUCACUUCGAGCGAAGAGAACCUUAGACAGAUCCCACUCCGGACUAUGUGUCUUUUCGGCAACAUGUCAAUGUCUACUUAUUGGACAGUUUUCGUUUUACAGGGAGUCCAGUUAUUGAAUUCCAUAGCUGUUAAUAUGGGAAACGAUGUCUUCUUUUUUGCGAUCGCCAUGCAUAUUUGUGGUCAACUCGACGCACUCAGAAUUUUUUGCGAUAAUUUCAAAGCGAACGACGAGAAGGACCGAGUUCUGAAGAUUGAAAAAUUUGUUCGUAGACACUCCCAUCUGUUGGAACUUGCUCAACGACUCGAAAACACCUUCGCUAAUAUUCUUUUAGUGAAUUUAAUGACCGAUGGAUUGCACACUUGUUUAGCAGGAGUACAAAUCCUUACUAUAUCCAAUAAAAUCGACAUUGUUCCUCUCACCAAAAAAAUAUCGUUACAAAGAAUAAAGAGGUGUCGCUAUAGAUUGUCGAUCUUUUUACAUCGCUUCGCCAUAGAAAAGCAAAGACAAAGAAAAAGAAUAUCACUACGAUUACAAGUAUUAAACGUAAACAACUUUUUGGUUCUUGGUGCGUAUCAUCUGUGGUUUCGACAGUUCGGUGCAUUAGUUUCCGUUCUGAUGGAAGUUCGGCUGAGUUGCGGGAGCACCGACGAGACUCUCGAUUUCCUUGGAGCUGCAGCGUCAACGUUCUCCGGUUUGAUGAAACUAACUUUCAUCAAGUUGCACCGAGCGGAUUUACAAAAAAUUAUUUUGUCCGCGCUGAAGGAUUGGUCCUCGAUCAUUGCUAUUUCUUCGGUGAAGGAGAUAAUGUUGAGGUAUACGGAACGAGGCAAGUUGGUGUGCCGCGUACAGAUGAGCUUCGCACUGAUCAUAAUUUCAGCAAUGAUACUAGAUGCUUUACCAAAAUCAGAAUUAUCUGGAUCGGACAAUGACACUUCGAGCGAAGAUAUCGUUAAACGGAUACCUUUAAGGACAAUGUGCCUUUUUGGCAACAUGUCAACGUCAAUGCAUUGGACAGUCUUCUUAUUGCAGGCAGUGCAGAUGUUGAAUGCUGUUUUCGUCGAUACUGGAAAUGACGUUUUUUUCUUUGGAAUCGCUAUGCACAUUUGCGGUCAGCUCGAUUCACUCAAGAUAGUUUACAACGAAUUUAAAAUGUCGGAUGAAGAGAAUGGUGUUCAAAAAAUCAAGGAAUUCGUUGACAGGCACUCGCAUCUGUUGGAUCUUGCAGGAUUACUCGAGAAUACGUAUAAUAAUAUUCUUUUGGUAAUUCUAAUGACUAGUGGAUUUCACAUUUGUUUAGCAGGGAUACAAAUAAUGUUGUUAUCUAAACGAAACGAUGUAGUUCCUCUUGUCAAAGCUAUCGUAGCGUUUCUCAUCGUUUUAGGACAACUUUUCCAAUAUAGUUACGUCGGGAAUCAUCUUUUAUCAUUAUCGCAAGACAUUUGUCAAGUGGUUUCUAAUUGUCCUUGGUAUGAAUUCCCACCGAGUAUCGUUCGAAAUUUUGCGUUUAUAAUUAUGAGAGCACACGUACCGUUGUUUCUCACGGCUGGAAGGUUCUAUCCUAUGGACAUGGCGAGUUUCAAGAAUAUUUUAAAGGCUUCUUUUUCAUAUUUUUCUGUUUUACGAAUCGCAUUCGAAGAGUGAUGCUACGUGUUCCAUUUGUAAUAUAGAAAAU
Messenger RNA from Vespula pensylvanica (western yellowjacket), 4999 nucleotides. RefSeq lists its product as uncharacterized. Gene Ontology annotation, cellular component: plasma membrane. NCBI's taxonomy places the organism in Eukaryota, Metazoa, Arthropoda, Insecta, Hymenoptera, Vespidae. The record is from RefSeq and is a predicted model, not a curated record. Gene Ontology annotation, biological process: detection of chemical stimulus involved in sensory perception of smell; sensory perception of smell. The transcript is spliced from 9 exons. The coding region runs from base 517 to 4968 and encodes 1483 amino acids. Gene Ontology annotation, molecular function: odorant binding; olfactory receptor activity.